Branchiostoma floridae (Florida lancelet) is the source of this 916-nucleotide messenger RNA. RefSeq lists its product as uncharacterized. The transcript is spliced from 2 exons. Lineage: Eukaryota; Metazoa; Chordata; Leptocardii; Amphioxiformes; Branchiostomatidae. Bases 58 to 408 code for a protein of 116 amino acids. The record is from RefSeq and is a predicted model, not a curated record.
UGUUGCAUUGAUAGUGACUAUGACACUUUGGAACUGAACAUCACUGCGCCAGCAGCCAUGGUAGGCAUGACUUACGAGGAUGCCAUCAGGGCUGUCCCGUGGACAGAGGAGAAAGCACAAACCUUCUCUGACAUGCUGCUGAAUGGGAUCUUCCACACCCGCUGCCUGGCCAAUCCCGAGUCUGCUGUUGAUAUUCGCCUUUUUGACGAAGAUCUGCCCUUACCACGCGGACUCAGAGUGACUCCCGAGGACGUAUGCAGCGGAAGGACUGCUCAGGAAACUACUCCGGUAAACCCUGGUCCUACCGUGGAGGAUUGGGCGGGCUCCGGCGCCUGGCGCUCUGGUGUGUAUGUAGUUCCAGUGAUGGCUGCUUGCCUGGCGCUGAUCUAUAGUGUAGUCAAGCCGUAAGACAAAUCUGGCCUGAGUUUUAAAGAUAUCUAAACUUUUUUUUUCUGAUUAACUUUUUAAACAGACUGCUUUGGUCAGAUUGUAUAGCUUUUGUUUAUGUAAAUUGGAGUGACUACAAUGUUAUCAUUAUAAUCAUGCUAAUUAUGGAAGCAUUCUGGAACAAAGACUGCUAGUGUAGCAUUUCCUGAUAAGAUGUUAAUGAGGCUUUAAUGUUCAUGGUUAUACCUCAUCAUGUUCACCCUCACUUAGCUUUAAGUGGCACACUUAAAUUCCCAUCGUUUCGAUAUAGACUUAUUGUUAGUAUAUUACCAUUAACAAUGCAUGUUAAGUCUCUUACUUGAUUUUUCUUCACAACGAAUGGAACUAUCCAUUAUAAGAUGACGUAAGAUAAACAUACGAACUAAAUUUGAUUUUAAUGAAUUAACUGUCACGUAAGGCCUUGUUGAUUUGAUUAUAUGGAUAACAUAAAAUUUUUGAAAAAAUUACUCACCUUGGGAGUAACGUAUAU